CUAACCAGUUUCUACAAUUCACCCAUGGAUCAGGUCAGUCUGAGUUAAUUAACUCUUUCUGGCCCUGUCAUCUUUCAAUGAAAUAUUAUUUUACACUCAUAACGUCACAGCCACAAUUCCUGCUCCCUGCAAUAAGCAGCCUUCUCGCUGCUAUCCCAGAAUCUCUGUCUACGCUAAGACCCAUCCCACCAGCCCCCGUAUGCUGCAAAAAACGUGCACUGAAAAUGCAGCUUGCUGUCAGCCCAAUAGUCCUGGUACAUAAAUAAAAUAAAUAUAAAAUUCCAUGCAGUGUUGCAACGUGCACUAAAAUCACAUUUCACUUGGCCACACAAUCUUGCAACAUGCACUAAACACGCGUUGCACCCUUAGCGACGCAAUUCUGCUACAUGCCUUAAAAAUGCAUUUGACUGUGACUGACAUCAUCCUGCUGCAUGGAAAUAUAUUGCAUCUCUCCAUUAUUUCACAAUAAGGCACCAAGAUAUAAAAGGUAUCUAUCUCACUCACAUCCCAUCAUCCCUGCUACCUGCAGGUAAAUGCAGCCCUGCGACAAGUCAUGAAAUCCAUCUAAUAAUCUGCAAUAAAAAUCUGUGCAGCUAUUAUUACUGUAUUCGUUUUAUUAUUUACAAACAUACUGUAGAGUCAGAUAUGGUCUUUUCUCCUGUUUACUUUUUAGGGCCCCGAUCCUGCAAAGGGCUUUCCGUGAGCCUGGAUUGUAACCCCCGUGGUCAUUCUCACUGGAGUGAGUGGGGGGAAAUAACUUAGGUUCAGCUUGUCACAGAGUACAUGGGGCCUUGUGUAUAGGCCCUGAUCCUGUUUGCCCUUGAAGUCAUUGGCAAAAGUCCUGUUAACUUCAAUAGGAACAUGAACAGAUGCUAUGGCCCUAAUCCUGCAAUUAAAUCCUUGUGUGUAGCAGACGUGUCUCAAUGUGCAGCCCCGUUCCUUUCCGUUGGGCUUUAUGUGAAUGAAGGGGUCCAUCCCCACAGAUCCAAUUGCAGGAUUGGGUCACAGUUUCUGUGAAAGCAAAGUUAGCUGGAGUAAGACUCUCUGACCACCACUCACCUGGAGCCUUGCUGGAAAUGGGACAUUUAUCUCAUGAGGCUGUCAGAGCGCACAACCCUGCCAAUAGAUAUUUAUUGUUACAUUUGUGAGGAUUUAGAUUUAUAGCUACCAAGCCUUAAAAUUAAGGUAAUACAGACAACUUUAAAACCACCCUUCUCUACGGGAAUUCUUUACCUUGGUUGUUAUCAACAACAUUUAAGGUGACUAUGGCUGAAAGAGAAUACAGGAGAAAAAAAGAUUUGUCACUGCCUUUUUUCCAUUGAUUGACUUUGUGGCAUUUGACAGCACUUUGCAUAUAGCCUUUCCCCCGUCAUUUGUUUGGGUCAAAGCCCUGGACAUUGGGAGCAUGUCUUAGUGAUAGAUGGAUUGUUAACUCUUUAAAAAAUGAUCUUGUGUUGACUGUCUCUUUAAGUGUUAAGGGGAGUGGCUAGUGAUGCCAAAACUAUGUAAGUGAAAGAGAGAGGAGAGAAAGGUCAGAAGAAGGGGAGGAGUGUUUCUGGCAAGUGAUGCCCAGUUUGCUAAGUGGAUGAUAUUUAGUAUUUCAGUGCUGGGUUAGGUCUUUAGUUUUCCUUUUGCAGAUCAUAUCCUUAAAGGAGGAGUAAAGAAGUAAAAUCCCCCCACUUCUUGUCCAUCACUGGGCAGCUCCUUUGAGGACAACCUUCUAGGAGGGAUUGCCAUGUAACAGCAGAGCAGAUUACAAAUUCUGGCCAGUUACGAAAGGUAGCAUCUAAACAGGCCGGCUCCCUGCGCACAGGGCGGAGGUUGACGGCGCUUGGGACACUGGACUCACCCUUGAGGCGCUCUUCGUUCAUUCCCCCAAGGCUUUGGGGAGGAUGAUCCCACUUGGGAAAGCGCUUUGUACUGCUGGGAUUAUAGUUGGGCUCCUGGCUUUCUUCUGGAGAGACACCUUUAACCCAGACAGCAUCUCUGGUGCCCGAGUUCUCCUGACCGGAGCCAGCGCUGGGAUCGGAGAGCAGAUGGCAUAUCAUUACUCCAGGUUUGGUGCUGAAAUAGUUCUGACUGCCAGGAGGGAAACCCUGCUGCAGAAAGUGACGGAGAAAUGCCUGCAGCUGGGAGCAAAGAAAGUCUUUUACAUCCAGGCCGAUAUGUCUUCCCCUCAAGCCCCAGAAAAGGUGGUGCAGUUUGCUUUGCAAAACCUGGGGGGACUGGAUCACCUGGUGCUGAACCACAUUGGCGGGACCCCUUUCCAGAUGUGGGAUGGAGACGUGGAACACACCCGCUGGCUCAUGCAGGUGAAUUUCCUGAGUUACGUGGCCUUGGCAUCUGCAGCUCUUCCCAUCUUGGCUGAGAGUAAAGGAUCUCUGAUUGUGGUUUCUUCCCUCACAGGGAAAAUCUCAACUCCCUUCGCAACCUCUUACUCCGCCACCAAGUUCGCUCUGGACGGAUUCUUUAGCUCCCUGCGCCAUGAGCUCGCCAUGCAGAAGCAAGAUGUGUGCAUCACACUCUGCAUCUUGGGGCUGAUCGACACCGAAAUGGCUUUGGAGAAGACGAGGGGCAAGGUGUACAUGAGCGCCUAUCCCGCUGCUGAAGCCGCGCUGACCAUCAUCAAAGGCGGAGCCACCAGGGCACGGGAGGUGUUCUACCCCUGGUGGCUGGAGCUGCUGUGCCACCUGCGGGAUUGGUUCCCCAACCAGAGGGAUGUCGUUAUACAGAGCUUCUAUAACUACACCAGCGCCUGAUGGAUGCAGAGCUGCCAUUCCCUUCGCCCUGCAGAUACAGGCGCAAGGCCCUCGCCUCCUGCUGAGGUCAAGGUCAGCCAUUGGCUUCAGUGCGAGCAGCGUUUGGAUCUGGAACAAAAAAUGUCAGGAAAUCAUUGGAUAAGGGUCCAGUAGCAACCUUAGCUCUGACCCCUCCUUUGUCCCCAUCAACCUUAGCUCUGACCCCUCCUUUGUCCCCAUCAACCUUAGCUCU
Messenger RNA from Trachemys scripta elegans, 2991 nucleotides. RefSeq names its product hydroxysteroid 11-beta dehydrogenase 1 like (gene HSD11B1L). NCBI's taxonomy places the organism in Eukaryota, Metazoa, Chordata, Testudines, Emydidae. Bases 1893 to 2759 code for a protein of 288 amino acids. The record is from RefSeq and is a predicted model, not a curated record. The transcript is spliced from 9 exons. Gene Ontology annotation, molecular function: oxidoreductase activity. Gene Ontology annotation, cellular component: intracellular membrane-bounded organelle.